Messenger RNA from Boleophthalmus pectinirostris (great blue-spotted mudskipper), 1304 nucleotides. RefSeq names its product exosome component 1 (gene exosc1). Gene Ontology annotation, cellular component: cytoplasm; nuclear exosome (RNase complex). The record is from RefSeq and is a predicted model, not a curated record. Gene Ontology annotation, biological process: RNA processing. NCBI's taxonomy places the organism in Eukaryota, Metazoa, Chordata, Actinopteri, Gobiiformes, Gobiidae. The transcript is spliced from 8 exons. Bases 16 to 717 code for a protein of 233 amino acids. Gene Ontology annotation, molecular function: RNA binding.
UUGCCCUUAUUAAAGAUGGCUGCCAGGCGUCACGUGUGCCCUUACUUCCGUUUCAACUUCGACUGUCCAAUUAAAGCUCACUCCUGUCUGACGACACAACCAAUCGCCCGACAAUCUUCUCUUCUCGAAAACAUGUCGCCCAUGAAGCUGUGUGUUCCAGGUGACAAGCUAUGCAGCAUUGAAGACUGUAUUCCUGGCACAGGAGUAUAUCUGCGGCAUGGAUACAUCUACUCUGCACUAGCAGGCUAUGUGCUCAGAAAAAACGAGGGAGAGGAGUUGCCGGUAAUCUCAGUCGUGAGGGAAACAGAAACACAGCUGUUGCCAGAUGUAGGGGCAAUAGUCACCUGUAAGGUAACUAGUAUAAACCCGAGGUUUGCCAAAGUCCACAUUCUUUAUGUUGGUUCCACACCGCUUAAGGACCGCUUUAGGGGAACAAUCAGGAAAGAAGACGUGCGUGCAACUGAAAAAGACAAGGUUGAAACCUACAAAAGCUUCAGACCCGGUGACAUUGUUCUAGCCAAAGUGAUUUCUCUGGGUGAUGUGCAGUCUAACUACUUGUUGACAACUGCGGAGAAUGAACUCGGUGUAGUAGUGGCCCACAGUGAAGCAGGUGCCCAGAUGAUCCCCAUCAGCUGGUGUGAGAUGCAGUGCCCUCAAACACACGCCAAGGAGUUUCGAAAGGUGGCCCGUGUGCAGCCUGAGUAUCUGGAGGCUUGAAAGAUAAAAGCUGCACAAGGAACACACAGCUUCCCUCCUCAUUCCCCUUCUCUUGAUGUCAUGAUACUUUACCUGUGACUAUCAUUCCUGAUGACUAUCAAGAGAAAGGGCUUGUACAGUAUAUUGUUAGCUACUUGUGAUGUCACAUCUCUGAGUGUUUCCUAAAGUUUCUCUUCCCAUUGUAUUACAUUUUGUGGUGGUAAGAACAAACCAAAACCUUAUUACAUAAACAAAUGAUGUAGCUACUUAGGAAAUUCCCUCAACAUCCAAAUGCUGAACAUUACUGUAGUACUGCUGAAUGGAUACAUGAGCAGAGUAUAGCAGUAUUUGUGUCUAGGCACUGCAUCUAGUGUCGGUGAAGCACUUUGAAACUGAAGUGCUGCUUUCAGUGCCUGUAACUUAACUGCUUUUGAGGUAGUCUGAACUUGGACUAUACCUCUACCAAGAUGAUAAAUGUCAGAUAUGCCCGGAAUAUUGAAGUUUUACAUUUGAUAGUCAAGAUGUUUCUCUAAUUUCCAUUGUUAAAUUUUUCCUCUUAACUCACAAGAGUAGUGAAUGAAAUGAAAUAAAGUGACUAUCAAGAACAA